Messenger RNA from Loxodonta africana (African savanna elephant), 1430 nucleotides. RefSeq names its product chondromodulin (gene CNMD). The coding region runs from base 1 to 1002 and encodes 333 amino acids. Gene Ontology annotation, biological process: negative regulation of angiogenesis; negative regulation of endothelial cell proliferation. The record is from RefSeq and is a predicted model, not a curated record. NCBI's taxonomy places the organism in Eukaryota, Metazoa, Chordata, Mammalia, Proboscidea, Elephantidae. The transcript has 7 exons.
AUGGUAGAGAACUCCGAAAAAGUUCCCAUCGCCCUGGUGGGGCCUGAGGACGUCGAGUUUUGCAGUCCUCCGGUGUACGCCACGGUGACCGUGAAGCCCUCCAGCCCCGCGCGGCUGCUCAAGGUGGGAGCCGUGGUCCUCAUUUCCGGGGCGGUGCUGCUGCUCUUUGGGGCAAUCGGAGCCUUCUACUUCUGGAAGGGGAGUGACAAUCACAUUUACAAUGUCCAUUACAGCAUGAGUAUCAAUGGGAAAUUACAAGAUGGGUCAAUGGAAAUAGAUGCUGGGAACAACUUGGAGACCUUUAAAAUGGGAAGUGGAGCCGAAGAAGCAAUUGAAGUUAAUGACUUCCAAAAUGGCAUCACAGGAAUCCGUUUUGCUGGAGGAGAGAAGUGCUACAUCAAAGCCCAAGUGAAGGCUCGUAUUCCUGAGGUGGACACCGUGACCAAGCAGAGCAUCUCCUCUGAACUGGAGGGCAAGAUCAUGCCAAUUAAGUUUGAAGAAAAUUCUCUGAUCUGGGUGGCUGUAGACCAGCCCGUGAAGGACAACAGCUUCUUGAGUUCUAAAGUCUUAGAGCUCUGUGGUGACCUUCCCAUCUUCUGGCUUAAGCCCACGUAUCCAAAAGAAAUUCAGAGAGAGAGAAGAGAAGUGAUAAGAAAAAUUGUUCGGACCACCACAAGAAGACCAAGCAGUACACCACAAGGCAACCCAGGCCCUGGAAGACUGAAUAAUGAAACCAGACCCAGUGUUCAAGAUUUGGAACCCUUCAACCCAGACAAUCCUUAUCACCAGCAGGAAGGUGAAAGCAUGACAUUCGACCCUAGGCUGGAUCAUGAAGGAAUCUGCUGUAUAGAGUGUAGACGGAGCUACACACACUGCCAGAGGAUCUGUGAACCGCUGGGGGGCUACAACCCAUGGCCUUAUAAUUACCAAGGCUGCCGUUCAGCUUGCAGAGUCAUCAUGCCAUGUAGCUGGUGGGUGGCCCGCAUCUUGGGCAUGGUGUGAAAUUAUUUCAUAUACCAGGUGCUGUGAAAUAAAAAUUAGCUUGAGAAAACUAAAGAAGCAUGAGGCAACUUGAUGCUGAAGGACCACAAAGUACUUUAUACUCAAUCAGAGGGAGAUUACCCUAGACACCUUUAAAAAAAAUACUUCUCAACUGCUUAAUUUUAUCUAGUAUGUGCCAAUGUACUGAAAAGGUAGUCUAAGUCGAAUCUUUUCAUUAUUUGCUGUUUCUUUAUUCUUUGCUUUGCCAAUAAAUGCCUGCUUAUGUUUUCCCAACCUAUUUUGAAAUAAACAUGAAAAAUUACUUAAAAUUAGUCAAAGAUCUCAAUUGUACACGAGUUCUUUUUAAUCCAGUCACUAAAAGAAUUAAGCCAUUCUCUGCUGUUUUAAGUACAUAAUUCCUCAACUGUUCCUAACCUUUAUUAUUCUUU